AUGGCGUCACCUUACAAGUCCAGUCCGUCCCAAUCUCCGCCAUCUCCGGUCCCUUUCGUGCCGUCAACUGGUGUUGAAACCUGCACAAGUCCCAUCUGGGACGAAUACUUGGCCAACAAUUCUAAAGAGUUCACCCAAUGCACCCUUCCAGUUCAUAUAAACUUCGACGACCCCCAAACGGUCGAACCACGAGGAGUUGCAAUGCCGAUCACGUAUCCUUCGACGUCCAGCUACGCUUCAACAUCAACAUCCAAUGGCCCUCCACGAUCGUAUUCAACGCGGCCUCCUGUAUCACAACAUCAUCUUAGUCCGACUCCAUUAAAGAUCACCUCCACGAACCAAAAGCAUCAAGCAUCUUCACUACUAUCUCCAGUCUCCUUUCCGCUCACGACAAUGUCACCAAUGGCGACUGCUUUUCCGCUUACCAUUAUGCGACCUUAUGGCAUCAAGACGUUUGACCGGCCCAAAAUGCACAUGCCUGACACCCCUAGUAACACGCAAGUCGGACGCUGGACCAAGAGGGAACACGAACUCUUUCUAGAAGGUCUGCAACGCUUCGGCAAGUCGUGGAAAAAGAUCUCGAGUCUUGUGCACACACGUACAUUGGUGCAGAUACGCACUCAUGCACAAAAGUACCUUCAAAAACAGUCACGCGCUGCUAUCAAGGCUGAAGUUAAAGCUGCAGGAGUCGCCAUUUUUCGAUCCCAACCAGUGCAACGACCUCAACGACCUCGACACCCUCGAACGCAGUCAAACGUUGAUGCUUCUGGCCGGUCCACACUUCAAUCAAACGCUUCAAUGACUCCUGCUGUCACGCCGCGGCAGUGGAAAACACCACAGUCCGGAGAUCGCAACAACGGGUUUGAUCCUCUACUUUUUCCAAAUAAUCUGUCAGCUUUAGCCGCGACGUCACGAGCAUUGUCGUCGACUUCACCGCGUUCGUCCUUUCAGCUCAACAGCACCAAUAGACUGGACCAGCUACUGCAGGAUGACAAUAGCACCAUCCCAGCUUUCAUCGACGAGUACUAUUCGAGUCCGACCGCAAUCGAAGACGGGCUGCUGCGACCAUUGUACACUAGCGAACAAUGGCUGUCUCAAGCGGAGAUAUCGACUACCAAUGUCAACAAACGUCGCCGCCUGGAACCAAGUCUCUCUACUUGCUCAGGAACUUUAGCUUCGACUGCAGUUGUUGUACCAGCGUUGCGGUCUGCGUUCUUUAGCCUUAACACGUUCGAGCCACUGCAAGCUCCAGACAACUUGUCAUCGCCCAGUAAGAGCCCGACGCAGCGAGAGUCUGCAGUCCUGCUUGCCGCCCACGAGACUGACGGAACAACCGACCAUGCCAGUGCAUGGCUGUAG
Messenger RNA from Peronospora farinosa, 1359 nucleotides. The record is from the annotation of a GenBank genome assembly. NCBI's taxonomy places the organism in Eukaryota, Oomycota, Peronosporomycetes, Peronosporales, Peronosporaceae.